AUGGCGCUGACUCAGCAACGCGUGGGGGGAGUUUUGUCCCUCCGCGGACCCCGUUUCUCUCAGCCCUCCGCCGCCGCUGAGCCGGUUUCCUCUUUCCGGCGGUCGGGGUGCGAGAGCCAGGUCGGGCAGCUUAGGCAGCGAAGCGCUGUGCAGCUCCGGCUCUUGCCUGAGGACCCCGAAACUAGUCCCCCGCCGGGCAGCGUGGGCGCCAUGAACGACGCGGGUGAGGCGCCGCUCUUCCCCGCCGAGGCAGGACUGAAUUCGGAGAAGGUAGCUGCUCUGUUUCAGAAACUGAAUUCCGAUCCGCAGUUCGUACUGGCCCAGAAUGUCGGCACCACCCACGACCUCCUGGACAUCUGUUUGAAGAGGGCCACGGUCCAGGGGGUUCAGCAUGUGUUCCAGCACGCCGUGCAUCCUGAAGGCAAGCCCGUCACCAACCAGAAGAGCUCAGGGCGAUGCUGGAUCUUUUCUUGUCUGAAUGUUAUGAGACUUCCAUUCAUGAAAAAAUUAAAUAUUGAAGAAUUUGAAUUUAGUCAGUCUUACCUCUUUUUCUGGGACAAGGUUGAACGCUGUUAUUUCUUCUUAAGUGCUUUUGUGGACACAGCCCAGAAAAAGGAGCCUGAGGAUGGUAGGCUGGUGCAGUAUUUGCUUACGAAUCCUGCAAAUGAUGGAGGACAAUGGGAUAUGCUUGUCAAUAUUGUUGAAAAAUAUGGUGUUAUCCCUAAGAAGUGCUUCCCUGAAUCUUAUACAGCAGAGGCAACCAGAAGGAUGAAUGAUAUUCUGAAUCACAAGAUGAGAGAAUUUUGUAUACGACUAAGGAACCUGGUACACAGCGGCGCAACCAAAGGAGAAAUCUCAGCCACACAGGAUGCCAUGAUGGAGGAGAUAUUCAGAGUGGUGUGCAUCUGUUUGGGUAAUCCACCAGAGACGUUUACCUGGGAGUAUCGAGACAAAGAUAAAAACUAUCAGAAGAUUGGCCCCAUAACACCCUUGAAGUUUUACAGGGACCAUGUCAAGCCACUCUUCAAUAUGGAAGAUAAGAUUUGUUUAGUGAAUGACCCUCGGCCCCACCACAAGUACAGCAGACUUUACACGGUGGACUACUUAAGCAACAUGGUUGGAGGGAGGAAAACUCUAUAUAACAACCAGCCCAUUGACUUAUUGAAAAAGGUGGUUGCUGCCUCCAUCAAAGAUGGAGAGGCUGUAUGGUUUGGCUGUGAUGUUGGAAAACACUUCAAUGGCAAGUUGGGCCUCAGUGACAUGAAUGUCUAUGACCUUGACUAUGACCAUGAGUUAGUGUUUGGUGUCUCCAUGAAGAACAUGAAUAAAGCUGAGAGGCUGACUUUUGGUGAGUCACUUAUGACCCACGCCAUGACCUUCACUGCUGUCUCAGAAAAGGAUGAUCAGGAGGGUGCUUUCGUGAAAUGGAGAGUGGAAAAUUCGUGGGGUGAAGACCAUGGCCACAAAGGUUACCUGUGCAUGACAGAUGAGUGGUUCUCUGAAUAUGUCUACGAAGUGGUGGUGGACAGGAAGCAUGUCCCUGAAGAGGUGCUAGCUGUACUAGAGCAGGAACCCAUUGUCCUGCCAGCCUGGGACCCCAUGGGUGCUUUGGCCGAGUGAUAUUGCCUCCAGCUUUUCCUCCUCCCAUGGGACCUGAAGUAGCUGCAAAGGACAGAUCCAGGGACUGAAGCCAGAGUUACACAGGUGACUGUGUGUUCCCACGGGACACAGUCACAGACUCUUGGAUUUCUCCUCCAGGAACCUCUUUGGGAAAGUGUGCUUUAUGCUGAAACAAAUUACUCUCUAAAGAAAAAAAAGGGAAAGAUCAGCUCAUACUAUCGACUCUCCUCAUCUCCAACAGCUCAGGAUCUCUUAGCAUUUUAAUCAGAUGUAAUUGUUUGUCUUAACUCUGUCACACCAGUUUGGUUCAGCAUCUGUUUUAUAAGGCAGGAGAGGAUGAGCAAUUGAG
Molecule: messenger RNA, 1969 nt
Organism: Physeter macrocephalus (sperm whale)
Lineage: Eukaryota; Metazoa; Chordata; Mammalia; Artiodactyla; Physeteridae
Gene: BLMH
Product: bleomycin hydrolase
Biological process (GO): L-homocysteine catabolic process; proteolysis; response to toxic substance
Cellular component (GO): cytoplasm
Molecular function (GO): cysteine-type aminopeptidase activity
Source: RefSeq, a predicted model, not a curated record